Ambispora leptoticha is the source of this 1407-nucleotide messenger RNA. Lineage: Eukaryota; Fungi; Glomeromycota; Glomeromycetes; Archaeosporales; Ambisporaceae. The record is from the annotation of a GenBank genome assembly.
AUGGAGAGUGAGAAAACGGAUAAUGAGAAACCAUCAAAACCAUCAAAACUAUCAAAGACAAAAAAAAUAUGUGGACAAGGAAUUACAAAAAUUACAAGAAUAUUCAAUAAAUUAUCCUGCUCGCCUAAACCAAACCAACCAAGUAGAGAUGCUACGACCACUACAACUCCCGUAGUUCUUACAAUGCCACUCAAAAUGCAACCAAAUUUCAAGCGAAUAGCACGUGACCACGCCGCCCGAGCAAUUGCGAAAUACCAAUCGUUAGGGAGUGACAAGUUACAAACACAGCCGCAAUCUGAUACAACGACACAAUUCAAUACGAGUCCCGCUCCUCCCGCUCCUACCGUUCCUCCUGCUCCUCCCACUGCUCCCACCACAAGUAAAUCAAAAGUUGGAACAGUUAAUUUAGUUGAUUAUCAAAGUGAUUCAGAGUGGUAUGGUGAGAUAUAUAUUGGCACGCCUCCACAAAUAUUUAAUAUUGCAUUCGACACUGGAUCAUCAACUCUUUGGGUCUUUGGACCAGGUGCUAACUUGGACUCCAACCCACACCAUGUAUAUGACUACACCAAAUCAGCCUCAUAUGAAUACGACGGUCGUGAAUGGAACAUAACUUAUGGUGAUAACGGAAAGGUCGGUGGCUAUUUGGCGCGAGAUGUAUUUUUUAUCGGUGCAGUUAAUGGAGUUGGCGGAAUCCGUGUUCCCGGACAAUUAUUUGGUAUCGCAAAUCAAACUACAUCACUUUAUGCGUCGGAUAUAAUUGAUGGUUUGGUUGCUCUUGGAUUCGCGUCCAAUACAGCUGUCAAAGGAAUUAAACCAUUGUUUGAUAACAUGAUCGAUAGAAGUCUGCUAAUGCAGAACUUAUUCUCGGUAGCUUAUGUUAAAGAAGCAAGCGGUGGUGAUCUAAAUGGUGGAGAAAUUUCUUUUGGAGGAAUAAAUCCCGCAUAUUAUACUGGUGAUAUUUUGUAUUUAACAGCCAUCCAGCCAUCCUCCUAUUGGCAAGUGACAGCUGAUAAUAUACAAGUAGGCAACAUGAUUCCAAUAAAUAUGUCAGGAAAUGCCAUUCUUGACACAGGCGGCUCGAUAAUAUUACUGCCAAGUGCCGUUUGCUCUGCAGUCUAUUCACAAAUUCCUGGAGCAUACUAUGAUUCAAAUUAUGGUGGAUGGUUAUUACCUGUUAACACUGAUCCGUCUUUAAUUAUUUAUUUCGUGUUUUCCGGUCGGAAAUUUGGUAUUCCGAUUGCUGAUCUGAUAUGGGAUCCAGUCCCUGGUACGAUUUUUGCUGGUGGUGGGAUUCAAAUUCAGCCGGGGACUUAUUGGAUUUUGGGUGGCAUUUUUAUGAAAAAUGUCUAUGCAAUCUUCGACCGUUCAGAAGCCACACCAAGAGUUGGCCUCGCAACUCGCACAUAA